AUGAGCCCGCAGCAGACACAGCCCAGGCGCGGGGGCUGCCGCCGUGGCAGUGGCCGCCGCUGCCUCGACAGUUUCGCCACCUACUUCGCCAGGGUUCUGAGGCAUGUUCACGAGGGCCACAGCCUCUCGCAGGAGGCCGUGAGCGUCAUGGAUUCGUUCGUCAAGGAUAUCUUCGGGCGCAUUGCCGAGGAAGCCUCUCGCCUUGCCCGCUUCACCAAGCGCUCCACCAUCACCACCAUGGAGAUCCAGACAGCUGUGCCCCUGUUGCUGCCUGGGGAGUUUGGCAAGCAUGCCGUGUCCGAGGCCGUGAAGGCAGUCAUCAGGUUCUAUGGACGCAAAUGA
Molecule: messenger RNA, 342 nt
Organism: Callorhinus ursinus (northern fur seal)
Lineage: Eukaryota; Metazoa; Chordata; Mammalia; Carnivora; Otariidae
Source: RefSeq, a predicted model, not a curated record